Messenger RNA from Dictyostelium discoideum AX4, 318 nucleotides. RefSeq lists its product as hypothetical. Gene Ontology annotation, molecular function: protein-disulfide reductase activity. Lineage: Eukaryota; Evosea; Eumycetozoa; Dictyosteliales; Dictyosteliaceae. The record is from RefSeq and is a predicted model, not a curated record. The transcript has 2 exons. Bases 1 to 318 code for a protein of 105 amino acids.
AUGUACAAAGAACCAAAAAACGAGAGUGAAUACGAAGCUGAACUCAAAAACGCUCCAGUCGCUGUUGUUUAUCUCACUGCUACCUGGUGUGGCCCAUGUCGUGCUAUCGCCCCAGUUUUCACCAACAUUUCAAAUGCACCAGAAAACAGCAAAAUCACUUUUUUCAAAGUUGAUGUUGAUGCCCUUAAAAAAUUACCAGUUUGUGAAUCACUCCAAGGUGUCCCAACUUUCAUUGCUUACAGAAAUGGUGAAGAACAAGAAAGAUUCUCUGGUGCCAAUAAAGUAGCCCUUGAAAAUAUGGUCAAAAAACUCUUAUAA